Dermacentor silvarum is the source of this 6991-nucleotide messenger RNA. RefSeq names its product discoidin domain-containing receptor 2-like (gene Ddr). Gene Ontology annotation, molecular function: collagen binding; ATP binding; protein tyrosine kinase collagen receptor activity. Gene Ontology annotation, biological process: cell surface receptor protein tyrosine kinase signaling pathway; protein phosphorylation; multicellular organism development. The record is from RefSeq and is a predicted model, not a curated record. Gene Ontology annotation, cellular component: signaling receptor complex. The transcript has 14 exons. Bases 399 to 3080 code for a protein of 893 amino acids. Lineage: Eukaryota; Metazoa; Arthropoda; Arachnida; Ixodida; Ixodidae.
CGGGAGUCGGGACCCCGAGCUCGCACUGUUCGCCUUGUGCCCUGCGGAGAAGGCUUCACCGCGCGACGACCGUGUUUGGCGGCGGCGGCAGCAUGUGAGCGCAUCUCGGCGUUGGGACGGACGCCCGGUUUGGAGCGUGCGCUUUCCGUCGCUCGGAAGGGCCGCCUGUUGUACUCGUCCCCCGCGUCGUGUGGAUACCGGGCGGCGUGCCACAACCUGCUUCGACGUCGCUUGUGUCCGUCCGAGUUGUGUGGUCGCGGGUGCGGCUGGCGCCUCGGCACUGGCCUCGCUGCUGUUCUUGCCGGAGGCCUCACACGAUGGACUGUCGCUGCCCGUCAUGCGGCCACCGAUGACGUGAGGAGACCGCGACGAGCCUGACGCGUGCGUACGGUUCAGCGAUGGCGUCGUCGCCGCCACUGCGGCAACCACGGUGGCCACUGCUGUGGCUGCUCUCUCUCUUCGUCGGCGCCCUGCUGCUACCGGCCCGACCGAGCAGGGCUUUCGACUGGGGUUCAUGCAACCAAACGCUGGGCAUGACCAGCGGCGAAAUCAAGGACGAAGAUAUUUCGGCCAGCUCUACUCACAAUGCCGCCAGUGUUGGACCACAGUUUGCCAGGCUUCUUCGGGAACUGAAUGGCGGCGCCUGGUGUCCGGCGCCGCAGAUCUCUCCGCAGACGCACGAGUACCUGGAGGUGAACCUCCGGUCGGUGCACGUGCUCACCUCGCUGGCGACGCAGGGCCGCUUCGGCAACGGCCAGGGCCGCGAGUUCGCCGAGGAGUUCAUGGUGGAGUACUGGAGGCCCGGGCUGCACAAGUGGCUGCGCUACCGAAACAGGACGCACCACGAGAUCUUCGAGGGCAACACCAACACGUACACGGAGGUGCGGCGCACCCUGGACCCGCCCGUGAUCGCCUCCAAGGUGCGCGUGGUGCCCUACAGCAGCAUCCUGCGCACGGUCUGCAUGCGCAUCGAGCUCUACGGCUGCCCCUGGACGCAGGGAAUCCUGUCCUACUCAAUACCACAAGGUGAGCGCCGUGGAACGGACGUCGACCUGUCCGACGCCACUUACGACGGCAUCAAGGACGACAGCUACUUGCACGGCGGCCUCGGACAGCUCACCGACGGCGUCGCGGGCAGCGAGAACUUCAAGCUCGAUGUUUCGGGAUACGGCAAAGGGUACGAGUGGGUCGGCUGGCGCAACGACUCGCUGCACUCUCAGCCGCUCGAGCUGGUCUUCGAGUUCGACACGGUGCGAAACUUCUCGGCCGUGUUCCUGCACUGCAACAACAUGCACACCCGCGACGUUCAGCCGUUUCGCGCGGCGCGACUGUCGUUCAGCGUGGGUGGAAAGCACUACCUGGGCGAACCGCAGCACUUCAACCUGAUGCCGGGCCUGUUCAACGAGAAGACGCGCAACGUCACCAUCCGGCUGCACAACCACGUGGGCCGCUUCGUCAAGCUGCAGCUGGAGUUCGCUGCCAAGUGGCUGCUCCUCAGCGAGGUCUCCUUUACCUCCGUACCUGCCGUGGGCAACUUCAGCGAGGAGGAGGCCCCCGCGGCGCCCCCGAUCGUGAGCACAGCCAUGAGCGAGGACCCCAUGUCCAAGCAGUACGUGGGUCUGGUCAUCGGUGUGCUGGCCGCCGUCAUCCUGCUCCUCGUGCUGGUCAUAUUCGUCAUCGUGGCCCGCAACAGGCGCCGGAAGCACAGCACGCCACAUGCCAUCCUCAAGCCGCUCGACAGCCGCGUCACCAUCAACAUGAAGGAUCUUGCGUUAGCCUAUUCCCCCCAGUACGUGGCACGGGAAGCUAAUGGGAAUCUUUAUGGCCAGGUCGCCCUUGAAGACCCAGACCCUGACAAGCUGCUGUACCACGAACCUCAAGAUUUUAAGCCCAUCUACCCAGGAACCUACAGUAACGAAUCGACAACGUCCCGCGAGUAUGCGGUGCCUGACAUGAACAAGAGCCCCGUGCUGGGCUCGCACAAGUCGUCGCCGUUUCCCCAGACGAAGCCGCCGCCCCCGCCUGCCACUGAACAGUAUUACGCCGCCACAGACGUCGUCGUAAGCUUGCCCAACAUACAGGGUGUGAGCGGCAACACCGUUUACUCUGUGCCGACGCUGGACCUGUCAUCGGCCGACGAGAAUUCUGGAGGCGCAACACUACCGCCCGUGCGGGAAGUGCCCCGGCACAGAAUCCGCUUCAUUGAGAAACUCGGCGAGGGGCAGUUCGGAGAGGUGCACCUGUGCGAGGCCGAGGGCAUUCCCGAGCUCGUGGACGUGCCGGUCAGUUUUGGCACCAAGACGCUGGUCGCGGUGAAGACGCUACGCAAGAAUGCCACCGAGCACGCGCGCGCCGAUUUCCUGAAGGAGGUGAAGAUAUUGUCCCGGCUUCGUGACACCAACAUCGUGCACGUAUUGGGUGUGUGCACAAGGGACGAGCCGCUCACCAUGGUGGUCGAGUACAUGGAAAACGGAGACCUGCACCAGUUCCUGCAACACCACCUGCCCGACACGUUCGCACCACCUAUCGCCAACAACGUGCUCAGCUACGGAAGCCUCAUCUACAUGGCGACGCAGAUAGCAUCAGGAAUGAAGUACUUGGAGUCACUCAACUUCGUUCAUCGGGACCUGGCGACGCGCAACUGUCUGGUCGGCAACGCGUUCACCAUAAAGAUAGCCGAUUUCGGCAUGAGUCGGCAGCUGUACGCCUGUGACUACUAUCGCAUCGAAGGCCGUGCUAUGCUGCCCAUUCGAUGGAUGGCCUGGGAAAGCGUACUCAUGGGCACCUUCACGACUAAGAGCGACGUAUGGGCAUUCGCCGUCACCCUGUGGGAGAUUCUGACGUUUGCACGCCAGCAGCCGUUCGCCUCCCUGAGCGAUGAGCAGGUUAUCGAGAACGUGAGCCAUUUCUACCACAACGACGGCCUGCAGACGCACUUGCCACAGCCGCCAAAUUGCCCCCGUGAGAUCUACGACCUGAUGCGUGAGUGCUGGCAGCGCAACGACUCGGAGAGGCCAAACUUUAGGGAAAUCCACCUCUUCCUCCAGAGGAAGAACCUCGGAUACACCCCAGAGUCGUGAACGGCCGCCCGAUUACGUGGCCUCGCCCCGUCGCGCGCCGCUGGCACCGUCAUCGCGUGACAGCGCCAAUGGGCUACUUCGUACCCCAAGAAACCCUUCCUUCGUGGCCCGUUUGUCUCCGACUCCCUGCAGAUAUCGCGGUUCUCGCGAGCAAUCGCCAUCUUCACCGUGAUUGUGUGACGUCGCAAAUGUGUACUUUCUCACGAGACGCCGCGCGCAAGUCACACUGGCACGAAUCCGAGAACCGAAAAGCGCGAAGAUUUGGCGCCGGAAACAUUGUCACUAAGGAAGUUUUUGUGUCGCCAGAUCUUUGCGGAUAUUCGUCACUGGCGGUCGAAAAAGGGUGACCAUGCCCGUGGACUCCAUGAAUUGAGGAGGAUAAUGCUAGGCAAGAUCGAGUGUCCGCGGAGGCUGCUGAGCUAAAAUUCAGGCUCAGCCGCAUGCGGGCUCGAUAACUUGCCUACUACACGGAUUUGCAAAAUGCCAGAAUACCCGAAUUCCCGGAAGGCAAGUGUGCUCUGCUGAACUUUUCGAUGUGAAUUCUCGAGGCAGAAAGAACAAGAAAGCACCACCUCGCCAUCUUGGAAUUUAGCGCCGUGCCUGCACUGAGCCAUAGGCGACUUGGUGCCAGUGUGUUGACACGAAGCCCCACUUGUGCCAUGAGACUUCUCCCCCUCCCUACUCCCCUUGUGACUCUACUGGGCACGUGGACUGCUUACCUUCCUUUGUACAUACGACCAACCAAAGUAUAAUAAUGCCUACGUGAAGCACUCCAGAAGAGGACGCGCAUUGCGUCGUAUAAAUACACUCUGCCCAGGCUGUAAUAUUUUAGUGGAUUUUUGAUGUGCACGUACUUAUAGACACACCAUGCUUUUGUGUUAUUUGUAAACACUUUGUCAAGUGCAACUAGUGUCGCUUAAAACUAGUUCCUUUAUUCUGCGAUGGAAUUGUUGUGUGAGUUGCCAUACACAUCUAGCCUUGGAAUGCAUCUUGUCUAUGUUCGAUCAAGGCACAAUGCAUGUUAAAAAAUGAAACUGUCUCUAUCCAGUAAUCUGCUUGUCUUGUUAUUCUCUUGUACCUAUGUCUGUGAGAGAAACAUGGUAAAGGUUGAGCAACUCAUUGUCAUGCCAUUUGUUGGCCUGCUUUGGACAACAAUUGAGGUCACAUUUACAUUCUUUUUUGCCCAUCUUCCAUGUGAUAACGUGCUCAACCCCUGUACAGAUUUUUCCUCGAGACCAUGGCAAUAUUUCAGACUUGGCUAAUCUGCCCUUAUUUAUGUACAUGAUUGUGAAAGUCUGACGAUAUAUCUAGCGAGGACAAAUGGCUUCAUGUUUGAAAAAACCGAGCAAUGCAGAACUGAGGAGACUUCAAGUUUUAUGAAAUAAAGUGUUGUAGGUUGACCUGUAGACAACAUAAUUCCUGGUAAAGCUAUGUGCGAGAAAGCAAUACGAGUUUCAAUUAUUAUUUGUAAUUUUGCUUCAACUUUCAAUAUCGAUGACUUUAUGAUAAAAGCGGCCAUCUAAGGAGUCAUUCUUCUUACUGAAAACAAACGUAGAUUUAAAGCUAGCCAAUCCAUCCUGUUUACUGUUUUUUUUUAUGUUUCCCUUCCACAUCAAACUUUAAUAUUACUGUUUCAGGUGUUUUAAUGAUUAUGACUCGAGCCACAAAAAGUUAAUUUUUUCCCCCUGCUCUCCUGGCUCCAAUACUAUUCUGCAUAAGCGCAAUUGUCCUUCGUUCAAAUUAUGUAACAAGACCAGAAGUAGAGAAAAAAAGCUAUGUCUCCAUGAGGUCUGUGUGCAAUGAGUCAGUCAUGAUCGUAUUCAACGCAAUAUUGCAGGACUCCAAUUCUCCUCCUGCACUACUCCAAAUCAUGGAAAUCUCAUUAUAGUGUUCCAGGCAGUGCUGUCAUGCUCCCUUCUAGAAUUUUCUGGUUGUUUCGUCAUAACAUCUUGAUAACAUCUUUGCAGAGCUUGAAAACAUGGCAGGGACCACGCCACUUCAGACACUAGUGCCCAGUCAGUUGCCCGAAGUUCCUACUGACACAGUGCGCAAAACGCAUCUCCAUAUUGUUUUUCUAUUCGUGUGUGUCUCUGUUCUGCAUUCAUGCUGGUGCCCUCUACUGGCAGAAACAGUCAACACAGCCCUGAGAGAAAGAAGCACCCUGUGAUAAGCUGUUGCUUUCCUUUAAAUAUCGACCUGAAUCAGAAAAGCCUGAAUUAAGGAGGCACACUCAGGUGUAGUUACUUUAGUCAAACGUAAGUUGUAAAAGCGUAAUCGCCACAAAGUUAAUAAGGAUGUAGCUUUCUGUAGCAAUUACCGAUGUAUACAUGUCGGGUCUGAUAACCAUGGGUUUUUCGAUUGGUUGGCUCAUUUACCAAAUGUUACAUCGUAUUUGCAAUCUUGGAGAGAAAUGAGAAUCAAGGAAUUGUACCAUUUGAGGCGAAUAUCAAGAACAAACUUAGACGGGCUAUUAAAAUAUCCAAUUUUGUCACUGUGCUUAAAACUGAAGCUUUUGCAAUUUCUCUGCCAUGUGUACGUUUUGUUUUUAUUUUUUGACAAGUGAUGAGUACAUAGUUACAAUCAAUGCGACACACCAAGUGCGCAUCAUCCCUGUAGUGUCAUCGCCUUACAUUGAAAAUUCUAAAAAAGAUAUACUCAGAGACAGGUGUAGUCAUUUCUUUGGAUACAUUCCUUAACAGGUAUCUAAUGACAACAUAGUGACGCCAGUGACGCCAGUGCAACCCAAAACUAGCGUUUAAGCUCAUGGAAAGGGAAGUAUUGGCUAUUUGUGGCGAUAGAAGUCUAACACUCUAUACUUUAUUUCGUGCUAGACAUUGGGAUGCAUUGUCAUGUUGGAAUUUGGAGUGAAAGUGAUGGAAUAGUCAUGACUUCUUCGAGACAAUAUUGUCACUGAAUUCAGUGGUAGUCAGCCACUGGGUCUUCGUCAAUGAAAGAAAAUAGAAUACCCGGAUUGCGAUGUCUCUUUCAUUCAGCUGGUCAGCGCAGAUCAGGUGGAGUUCAUGUUCUGGUACAGCAAUUUCCUCCGGCCUACAGUUACAAAUUUUCUUGCGGGGACCUUUUCACGUCCCUAGAAAGGUGCGCCUGAAGUUCAAAUUCUCCUCAAUGCGUACCCUGCAUUCAUACUGCACUAUAUCUUAUCCUCUAGUUUGAAAGAAAGAACGAUCAGUGAACAAGAUUGUGGCUACUGUAUGCCCUCUUCAUAUGUGUACCACUACAUGUCGUGUAAAGCAACACAUGUUAUGUCCAAUUAACUAUCAAAUACUCAGAAAACAGCAGCAGUUUUUUUUUUUCGCAAGCCAUCUGCCCGUUUCACUUGUUAAAUAUGUAAGCGUUACCCAGUUGCCAUCCCGAGCUCUUUCAUCAUCUAAAUGAAGCGUUCUGAAAAACCGGCACCGGGGAGAAGUCCAGCAAAUACCAGGACGUCAAUAAAACCAUCGCUAAUUUCUCUUUCGCUCUCUUUAUCUGAGCUGUCACUAUUUGUUUCGCACGCCUCGCCCAGGCGAUCAUGCCGCGUCAGUCUACAGGGAGUAAGGCAGCCACUGCCUUGUCACUAGAACCUUUUUUUGUGUCUUUGUACCCGCGGUUCUUUCUUUAUUUCUUUUUUUUCUAUGGCCGCACAGAGCAAGAGACGAAGCCUGUUUCCAUAAGCGCGCCCGCGAAAUGUGGUACCCAUGUGUGUGUGUGUGUGUGCAUAUGUGCGUGCGCGUGUGAUGUGUACGUGAGCGCGAAGACGAUGACGCGGGACUGCCGACGCCCAGCUGCACUGCACCUUGGUUCCCCUGGUCACCGUUUGUGCACACUUCUCGUCGCAAGCUCUUAGGAAAAUAACGGACAAUCUACUGCCAAUAAAGCACACGGAUGAAAUAAAAAUGAAGCCCUACAGCACAGAG